AUGUGGGCUCAGCUCCUUCUAGGAAUAUUAGCCCUGUUGCCAGCCUCGGCAGGAAAAUUUCUCCCAAACUAUCUGGUGACGUUACCGGCCCAUCUUAAGUUCCCCUCUACUCAGAGGGUUUGCUUGGAUCUGAGUCCUGGUUACGACAAUGUAAAAUUCAUUGUUACUCUGGAGACCAAGGGCAAGACUCACACAUUGCUCCAACAGUUUGGACUAAAGACGAGACACUUACAUUGCUCGUCCUUUUUGGUACCACUUCCUUCUGGGGGCACAGAAGAAGUAGCCACCGUCCGGGUGAGAGGAACUGGAAAUAACGUCUACUUUGAGGAGAAGAAAAAGGUUCUGAUUCAGAGGCAGCAGAAUGGCAUCUUUAUACAAACUGACAAACCCAUCUACAGCCCAGGGCAGGAAGUGCGUUUCCGUAUCGUCACCCUCACCAGCACCUUUGUUCCAGUGAAUGACCAGUACUCCAUUGUGGAACUGCAGGAUCCAAAUAACAAUAGGAUUGCACAGUGGCUGAACGUGGUGCCCAACCAAGGCAUCGUAGACCUGUCCUUCCAGCUAGCACCAGAGGCAACUCUGGGCACCUAUAGUGUGGCCGUGGCUGAUGGCAAGACAUUUGGCACCUUCAUUGUGGAAGAAUAUGUGCUGCCUAAGUUUAAGGUGGAAGUGGUGGAACCCAAACAGUUAUCUAUGGCGGAAGACUCUUUCUUAGUAAAAGUUUGUUGUAGGUACACCUACGGAAAGCCCAUGCAAGGAGUAGCGCAUGUAUCGGUGUGUCAAAAGCCAUAUAUUUACCGGUAUCUGGAUCCAGAACGGGAAUAUUUACCUGACAGAUGCAAGAAUGUCUCUGGAAAGACUGACAAAGCAGGAUGCAUCUCAACUUCUGUGGCCAUGUCUAUGUUCAACCUCACUGGGUAUUUUUACAGACAAGACAUCAAUAUCAUGGCUACUGUGGUGGAGGAAGGGACAGGAGUGGAGGCCAACACCACUCGGGAUAUAUACAUCUCUUCACAAAUGGGAUCCAUGACCUUCGAAGACACCAAUAAUUAUUAUUACCCCAAUUUCCCCUUCAGUGGAAAGAUAAGAGUUAAGGGCCACGAUGGCACCCUCCUCCAGCAUCAUUCCGUAUAUCUGGUGAUUAGUGGAGAAAAUGGAAACGUCAACCAGAUCCUGACUACUGACAACAAUGGCCUCGCUGUCUUCAAUCUAGACACGACCAAUUGGAACGGGAAAAGCAUUUCUCUGGAGGGAAGGUUCCAAUUGGAAGAAACAUAUGAUCGAGAAAAAGUGCCUGGUUACUACCAAAAUGCCUACCUGCACUUGCAGCCCUUCUACAACACGACUCACAGCCUCCUUGGCAUCCGCCGAUUGAGUGGCAUCUUGGAAUGUGGCCAGCCCCACGAAGUGCUGGUGGAUUACUACAUCGAUCCGGCUGAUGCAAAGCCUGACCAGGAAAUCACCUUCUCCUACUAUUUAAUAGGGAAAGGAAAUUUGGAGAUGGAGGGGCAGAAACACUUGAAGUCUAGGAUGAAAGGACUGAAAGGCUCCUUCUCUCUCCCACUGAUCUUCAACUCCAGAUUAGCUCCUGAUCCUUCCCUGGUGGUCUAUUCUAUUUUUCCCAAUGGAGGUGUCAUAGCGGACACAAUCCAGUUCUCAGUGGAGAUGUGCUUUGACAAUCAGGUUUCCCUUGGCUUCUCACCUUCCCAGCAGCUUCCAGGAGCAGAUGUGGACCUACAACUGCAGGCAGCCCCUGGGUCCCUGUGUGCAGUCCGGGCCGUGGAUGAGAGUGUCUUGCUGCUUAGACCAGAGAGCGAACUAAGCAAUAGUUCGGUCUAUAGGAUGUUCCCAUUCUGGUACAGUCACUACCCCUAUCAGGUGGCUGAAUACGAUGAGUGUCCAGGGUUUGACCGAUGGAACUUUCCGCAGCCCCUCAUUGAGCCAGUGCCUGAGGAGCGUUGGAACAAUGCUUUUGUCAUGUGGAGGCCUUGGCUCUCUGAAGAAACAGACCUUUUCAGUCUUUUCCAGAACGUGGGCCUGAAAAUACUGUCCAAUGCCAAAAUCAAGAGGCCAAUAGAUUGCAGUCGCCAGAAUUUAAAACACAGCUUUACGGUGGCUGAAGCAAAUGAUAUUCGUUCAACGACUUUCAAGCCAGCUCCAUUAGUUCAGCCGGAAGAGUCUCAGGUUCGCCAGUACUUCCCAGAGACUUGGCUGUGGGAUCUGUUUCCUAUUGGCUACUCGGGGGAGGAGUCUGUCCACAUCACGAUUCCUGACACCAUCACCACGUGGAAGGCCAUGACUUUUUGCACCUCCCAGUCCAAGGGUUUCGGCCUCUCACCCACCGUUGGAGUGACUGCCUUCAAGCCGUUCUUUGUUGAUCUGACGCUCCCGUACUCAGUGGUUCGCGGUGAAUCCUUCCGUCUGACUGCCACCAUCUUCAAUUACCUGAAGACGUGCAUCAGGGUUCAGACUAACCUGGCUAAGUCAGAGGACUACCGGGUAGAAUCGCAGACAGACCCUAAGGCCUCCACCUGUCUGUGUGCUGACGAAGCAAAAUCCUAUCACUGGAACAUCACGGCUGUCAAACUGGGCCAUGUAAACUUCACUAUCAGCACAAAGAUUCUGAACAGCAAUGAACUCUGUGGGGGCCAGAAGGCAUUUGUUCCCCUACAGGGUGGGAGUGACACGCUCAUCAAACCAGUUCUGGUCAAGCCGGAAGGAGUCCUUGUGGAGAAGACACACAGCUCACUGCUGUGCCCAAAAGGAAAAGUGGCUUCAGAAUCCAUCUCCCUGGAGGUCCCUGAGGAUGUUGUUCCUGAUUCAGCCAAGGCUUAUGUCACUGUUCUGGGAGACAUCAUGGGCACAGCCCUGCAGAACCUGGACAAGCUGGUGCAGAUGCCAACCGGCUGUGGGGAGCAGAACAUGGUCUUCUUCGCACCUAUCAUUUACGUCCUGCAGUACUUGGAGAAGACAGAGCUGCUGACGGAGGAAAUCUGGUCUCGAGCGGUGGGCUUCCUGAAGCUGGGGUACCAGAGGGAACUGAUGUACAAACACAGUGACGGCUCCUACAGCGCCUUUGGGGAGCAAGAUGGAAAUGGAAACACAUGGCUGACAGCCUUUGUCACCAAAUGCUUUGGCCAGGCUCGGCAAUUCAUCUUCAUUGACGACAAGAACAUCCAGGAUGCUCUUGAGUGGAUGGCAGGAAACCAGCUCUCCACUGGCUGCUACGAUAACGUGGGACGGCUCCUUCACACAGCUAUGAAGGGUGGAGUUGAUGACGAGGUCUCCUUGACUGCCUACAUCACGGCUGCCUUGUUGGAGAUGGGCAAGACCACAGAUGACCCAAUGGUGAGUCAGGGGCUGCAGUGUCUCAAGAGUUCUGUUUCCUCUACCACCAACCUGUACACACAGGCCCUCCUUGCUUAUACAUUCUCUCUGGCUGGGGACAUGGACGUCAGAAACAUUCUUCUUGAAAAGCUAAAUCAACAGGCUAUCAUCUCAGGAGAGUCCAUUCACUGGAGCCGGAAACCUGCUCCAACUUCAGAUGCCAGCCCUUGGUCUCAGCCUGAGGCUGUAGAUGUGGAACUCACGGCUUAUGUAUUACUGACCUUGCUUAGCAAAGAUGACCUGACUCAAAAGGAGCUAAGCAAGGCCACCGGCAUAGUGGCUUGGUUGACCAAGCAGCAAAAUGCAUAUGGAGGCUUCUCUUCCACUCAGGACACCGUGGUGGCUCUCCAAGCUCUCGCCAAGUAUGCCACCACUGCCUAUGUGCAGUCGGAGGAAGUCAACCUGGCAGUGAAGUCCGCUCAGAAUUUCCAGCACACCUUCAAUGUUCAAGCUGCCAACCGUUUGGUGUUUCAGCAGGAGAUGUUGCCCCAUAUCCCUGGUGUGUACACCUUGGAGGCCUCAGGCCAGGGCUGUGUUUAUGCACAGACGGUGCUGAGAUAUAAUAUCUUCCCUCCAAACACUGUGGAGGCCUUUAGUCUUAGUGUGAAAGCAAGGAGAACUCAGUGUAAGCAACAUAUUUCACUUGGAUCCUUGGUGCUGACGAUCCAAACCAGUUAUGUGGGGAGUCGCAGCUCUUCCAAUAUGGCUAUUGUGGAGGUCAAGAUGCUUUCUGGAUUCAGUCCUGUGGAGGGCACCAAUCAGUUACUUCUCCAGCAACCACUGGUGAAGAAGGUUGAAUCUGAAAUUGACACACUCAGCAUCUACUUGGAAGAGCUCGGAAAGGAAACUCAGACCUAUACCUUCACCAUCAGCCAAAAUGUGUUGGUCACCAACCUUAAACCAGCAACCAUCAAAGUCUAUGACUACUACCUGCCAGAUGAGCAGGCAACAGUUCAGUAUUCUGAUUCCUGUGAAUGA
This is a messenger RNA of Rangifer tarandus platyrhynchus (Svalbard reindeer), 4365 nucleotides long. The record is from the annotation of a GenBank genome assembly. NCBI's taxonomy places the organism in Eukaryota, Metazoa, Chordata, Mammalia, Artiodactyla, Cervidae.